Messenger RNA from Lepus europaeus (European hare), 5067 nucleotides. It is a transcript of the gene OGA, whose product is annotated as O-GlcNAcase. The record is from RefSeq and is a predicted model, not a curated record. Gene Ontology annotation, biological process: glycoprotein metabolic process. NCBI's taxonomy places the organism in Eukaryota, Metazoa, Chordata, Mammalia, Lagomorpha, Leporidae. The coding region runs from base 355 to 3105 and encodes 916 amino acids. The transcript is spliced from 16 exons. Gene Ontology annotation, molecular function: beta-N-acetylglucosaminidase activity.
CUUCCAGAAGAAACAGCGGAAGAGCUGAGAUUACCGGGAGGGCAACGGAGGUUAACUGGAAGCCAGAAAACGAGCUUUGGCCCUCUGCUUCUAGGGAACAAGAGCCUGCCGCCUCGCUCUCUGCUUAGGCUUCCGGCUCUGCUUAGGCGGAGGCAUUGGCUGACAAAGGGCUUGCGCCGGUGCCGCCGCCCUUCUCAUCCGGGCAUUCGGGCCCCUGCGGAGAGAGGGGGGAGGGGAAGGAGCAGGAGGGGCGCGCGCUUGCAGCCGAGGCCCUUUGCAGGGCUGCGGGCCUGCAGCCCAACCGACGGAGGCCGAAGAGGACCGUCAGAGGUCGCAGCGGCCGGGGGCAGGAGGAUGGUGCAGAAGGACAGCCAGGCGACGCUGGAAGAGCGGGAGAGCGAGCUCAGCUCCAACCCUGCCGCCGCCGCGGGGGCGUCGUUGGAGCCGCCAGCAGCUCCGGCCCCUGGAGAAGACAACCCCGCCGGGGCCGGGGGAGCGGCAGUGGCCGGGGCGGCCGGAGGGGCUCGGAGGUUCCUCUGUGGCGUGGUGGAAGGAUUUUAUGGAAGACCAUGGGUUAUGGAACAGAGAAAAGAACUCUUCAGAAGGCUCCAGAAAUGGGAAUUAAAUACAUACUUGUAUGCCCCAAAAGAUGACUACAAACAUAGGAUGUUUUGGCGAGAGAUGUAUUCAGUGGAAGAAGCUGAACAACUUAUGACUCUCAUCUCUGCUGCACGGGAAUAUGAGAUAGAGUUCAUCUAUGCUAUCUCACCUGGAUUAGAUAUCACCUUUUCUAACCCCAAGGAAGUAUCUACAUUGAAGCGCAAACUGGACCAGGUUUCUCAGUUUGGGUGCAGGUCGUUCGCCUUGCUUUUUGAUGAUAUUGACCAUAAUAUGUGUGCAGCAGACAAAGAGGUGUUCAGUUCUUUUGCUCAUGCCCAGGUCUCCAUCACAAAUGAAAUUUAUCAGUACCUAGGAGAGCCAGAAACUUUCCUCUUCUGUCCCACAGAGUACUGUGGCACUUUCUGUUACCCAAAUGUAUCUCAGUCACCUUAUUUAAGGACUGUGGGUGAAAAGCUUCUACCAGGAAUUGAGGUGCUUUGGACAGGUCCCAAAGUUGUUUCUAAAGAAAUUCCAGUAGAGUCCAUUGAAGAGGUUUCUAAGAUCAUUAAGAGAGCUCCAGUAAUUUGGGAUAACAUUCAUGCUAAUGAUUAUGAUCAGAAGAGGCUAUUUCUGGGUCCAUACAAAGGAAGAUCCACAGAACUCAUCCCACGGUUAAAAGGAGUUCUCACUAAUCCAAAUUGUGAAUUUGAAGCCAACUAUGUUGCUAUCCACACCCUUGCCACCUGGUACAAAUCAAAUAUGAAUGGAGUGAGAAAAGAUGUAGUGAUGACUGACAGUGAAGACAGUACUGUGUCCAUCCAGAUAAAGUUAGAGAACGAAGGCAGUGAUGAAGAUAUUGAAACUGAUGUACUCUAUAGUCCACAGAUGGCUCUAAAGCUGGCUUUAACAGAAUGGUUGCAGGAGUUUGGUGUACCCCAUCAGUACAGCAGUAGGCAAGUCGCACACAGUGGAGCUAAAGCAAGUGUAGUUGAUGGGACUCCCUUAGUGGCAGCACCUUCUUUAAAUGCUGCAACUGUAGUUACAACGGUUUACCAGGAGCCCAUUAUGAGCCAGGGGGCAGCUUUGAAUAGUGAGCCUUCACCUCUGACCAAGGAAGAAGAAAAGAAACAGCCAGAUGAGGAGCCCAUGGACAUGGUAGUAGAAAAACAAGAAGAAACGGACCAUAAGAAUGACAAUCAAAUACUAACUGAAAUUGUUGAAGCUAAAAUGGCAGAGGAACUAAAACCAAUGGACACUGAUAAAGAGAGCAUAGCUGAAUCAAAAUCGCCAGAGAUGUCCAUGCAGGAAGAUUGCAUUAGUGACAUUGCUCCUAUGCAGACUGAUGAGCAGACAAACAAGGAGCAGUUUGUGCCCGGUCCAAAUGAAAAGCCUUUGUACACUGCCGAACCAGUGACUCUGGAGGAUUUGCAGUUACUUGCAGAUCUGUUUUACCUUCCUUACGAGCAUGGGCCCAAAGGAGCACAGAUGUUACGGGAAUUCCAGUGGCUACGAGCAAAUAGCAGUGUUGUCAGUGUCAAUUGCAAAGGAAAAGACUCUGAAAAGAUUGAAGAAUGGCGGUCACGAGCAGCCAAAUUUGAAGAGAUGUGUGGACUUGUGAUGGGAAUGUUCACUCGGCUCUCCAACUGUGCCAACAGGACAAUCCUUUAUGACAUGUACUCCUAUGUUUGGGAUAUCAAGAGUAUAAUGUCUAUGGUGAAGUCUUUUGUACAGUGGUUAGGGUGUCGUAGUCAUUCUUCAGCACAGUUCUUAAUUGGAGACCAAGAACCCUGGGCCUUUAGAGGUGGUCUAGCAGGAGAGUUCCAGCGUUUGUUGCCAAUUGAUGGGGCAAAUGAUCUCUUUUUUCAACCACCCCCACUGACUCCUACCUCCAAAGUUUAUACUAUCAGACCAUAUUUUCCUAAAGAUGAGGCUUCCGUGUACAAGAUUUGCAGAGAAAUGUAUGAUGAUGGAGUGGGUUUGCCUUUUCAAAGUCAGCCUGACCUUAUUGGAGACAAGUUAGUAGGAGGACUGCUUUCCUUAAGCUUGGAUUACUGCUUUGUCCUAGAAGAUGAAGAUGGCAUAUGUGGUUAUGCUCUGGGCACUGUAGAUGUGACUCCCUUCAUUAAGAAGUGUAAAAUAUCCUGGAUUCCCUUCAUGCAAGAAAAGUAUACCAAGCCAAAUGGUGACAAAGAGCUCUCUGAAGCUGAGAAAAUAAUGUUGAGUUUCCAUGAAGAACAGGAAGUAUUGCCAGAAACUUUCCUUGCCAACUUCCCUUCUCUGAUAAAAAUGGAUAUUCACAAAAAAGUAACUGACCCAAGUGUAGCCAAAAGCAUGAUGGCCUGCCUUCUGUCUUCACUGAAGGCUAACGGCUCCCGGGGGGCUUUCUGUGAAGUGAGACCAGAUGAUAAAAGAAUUCUGGAAUUUUACAGCAAGUUAGGCUGUUUUGAAAUUGCAAAAAUGGAAGGAUUUCCAAAGGAUGUUGUUAUACUUGGUCGGAGCCUGUGACAUGUGUUGGCACUGUGAACUGUCCAAAAGUCUCUUAACUCCACCUUGUGGGUGGUGGUUGGGGUCUUCAUACAGUUCAGCUUCUAGAGCGGCAACAAAUCAGCCAACUGAAUUGGAAACAAAGAAGACUGUAAAACUCACCCGGCGCACUUGCAGACUACUCACUGGGAGAAGAUAGUACUGCUGCAGAUUCUGUAUGGACAGAGACAUGGGCCUCUUUUCGGGGUUGGGUCUUGUGUGUUGUGUUAGGUGCCGCCAAGACCUCUUACAUGGGCAUAUGCAGGGAAAGGGGCUCCUCAAUAAAUGUAGUCAGCACUAUUUUCUGCAUCCAGUGUGGUUGCAUUUCUCCCCUAAGAGUAAUUACUAUCACCUCUGUCAUCCUCAGUGUUGAGUGAAGUCUCUCUCAUUCUUUGGGGACAUAGCAGAGAUGAGAGAGAGUUAGUGGGUUUCAGAGGCUUCAGCGUGGAGAUUCCCAGUUGGGAUGGUUGUGGCAUUAGUUUAGGGUGAAUAAAUGAUUUCAAUUUUUCUGCUUUUUGUAAAGCCCUGGCCAGUUGUCUCCUGUAGUGACCAUUGGUUCCAGCUUGUGCUUUGUAGGGACAAAUGUGCAGUUGGUUUGUGGCAAAAGCCUAAAAUUGACAGACUUGUAAACUUCAUUGUAUAUAAACUACUAGCUGUAACUGACUAUCCUUUGUGUUCACUGUUUUUGUAAAAUUUUUCCUUUGAAAAUGAAAGGGUGUGGGUUCAGGAUGGCACUUUGAAGAAUGUAAAUCAGUGGAAGGUGGAUUUCUUUUCUUUUGUCUUUGGGGUUUUUUUCUUUAGAAGUUUUAUUUUUAAAGUGCCUCCCACCUUGGGCUAGGCCAUGACCAUUUUGGGUAUGAGAGCCUAACUUAGGACUCAGUCUGUUGCAGAGUGCAGUCACUUCUGGAAAUUCACCUCAGUGGCAGGUCAGCAUGUGAAGUGUUAGUUUGGACAUCUGUCCAGUAGGGCUCAGGGACUGAUGGAUCCCAUUUGCCCUUGGAUCAGUUGUCCUUUAAUCUCAAGACCAGUUACUACUGGUCUUUAAUUCUUGCAUGUUUAUAACUAAUUUUUAAAGAAUGAGCACACUUUAACCAAUGAUUUAUGGUUACCCUCUUUUUCCUUUAAUCACAGAUUCUGAAAGCUUCAUGUGUUUUAAUUUAGAUUUGGUGUUCUUAGUGAUUCUGAGCGGGAGGCUGGAAGGUAAUCUCUCUAGGAUUCAUUUUUUAAUCAUGGCUGGUUGACUUCUCCAUAGAUUUCAUAACUGUUUUGUUAUCUUCCUUACAGUUUUGAAUCAGGUGUUUAACUCUGAGCUGAGUGAAGGAAACUUGAAUAAUUUUUCUUCAUAGAAUUACACCAGUGUGGUUUUUGAGAGAAUUGUAAAGCAUUGUACGCAGUGGCGCCUAGUGACUUCCAACCAAGAAUGUAUACUGAAUGGGUGAGAAGAAAGGGGUGCUUCAUGUUUAGGGGAGAAACCUUAACCGGGAGAAGGAUAAUGGUGUACUGAAAAGCUGGAGCCAGGUUUGCAUUUUUGAGGGCUGAGGUAAAGGGAAAAUCCCAAGAUAACUGUUUAUGACUUAGGCCGAGGUUUCCUGAGUGUAUCUCAAACACUGUGGACAGUUCUAGCAUCUUAUCUGGAGGACUUCAGGGUCAGCCUCAUCAGCAAUCAGGGUUUUCAGCAAGUUGCUUUUGGUUUUAUCUUGGUUUUUAAAAAUCAUUUUGGCUUAUCUCUGGUCACAGUUGUUAACCAUAUGAAACAUGUCUGGGUCUAUACCGUCAUCACUCUAGGAUCAUAAAGAGCUUAUACUACCUUCUGUGGUUAUGAGUAUUUAUUAAAGUUGGAAUGACAUUUCAUUGAUUGUUUAGAUCACAGCUCAGUUCCUAUAGAAUACGAACUGUAAAACUAUCUGAAGACCAUGCAAGAGGCAAAAUAAAACUUGAAGUGAA